Sinocyclocheilus grahami is the source of this 531-nucleotide messenger RNA. RefSeq names its product C-type lectin domain family 12 member B-like. The coding region runs from base 1 to 531 and encodes 176 amino acids. The record is from RefSeq and is a predicted model, not a curated record. NCBI's taxonomy places the organism in Eukaryota, Metazoa, Chordata, Actinopteri, Cypriniformes, Cyprinidae. The transcript is spliced from 5 exons.
AUGUUUCAACUCUUGGUUGGCAUGGAUCUGCUGUGUUUUCUUCUGCUGACUGCUGUAAUAGUGCUGUGUGUGUGUUUCACCACCGAGAGAAACCAGUUACUAACUCACAUCAGUAACCUGACUGAAGAAAGAGAGCAGAUCCUUACCAAAUAUGAGCAGAUACUGAACCACAACAAUAACCUGACUAAAGAAAGACAGCAGUUAGAGAAUUACAAGUUGCUACUGCAUCGUUGGCUUUAUGAACAAGAUCAGCGUGCUGACAACUUUAAAUGGAUUUACUACAACUUCAGCUUUUAUUAUAUUUCAUCUGAGUGGAAGAGCUGGAGUGACAGCAGACUAGACUGUCAGCAGAGAGGAGCAGAUCUGGUGAUCAUAAACAGCAGAGAGGAACAAAAGAUUGCUGUUUCUAAAUAUUUUUGGAUUGGUCUGAUAAAGACAGGAGGAGUGUGGAAAUGGAUUGAUGGCACCACAAAUGGACAUGGGUAUAUUUAUGGAGGAAUCACACCAGUGAGAGGAAACAUUUGCUGGUAG